Messenger RNA from Phytophthora infestans T30-4, 2364 nucleotides. RefSeq lists its product as uncharacterized. The record is from RefSeq and is a predicted model, not a curated record. The transcript has a single exon. The coding region runs from base 1 to 2364 and encodes 787 amino acids. Lineage: Eukaryota; Oomycota; Peronosporomycetes; Peronosporales; Peronosporaceae.
AUGACGCAGACGGCGCCCGCCAAUUGGCGGGGCGUCUCCCAAGCCAGUCGUGACACCUCCACAGGCAAGACCCGCCCUUUCUCGUCCUCGUCACGCUCCAAGUCGCAACCUAAGCAGCGUAAUGCCAAGCCCAAGCCUCCAGCAAAACCUGCUCCCUCCGCAUUUGAUUUGGGCGUAGCGCAGGCUCGCAGCUACGCAGACAGUGCAACCCCCGAACAGCUUGAAGCGCGGCUGCAGCAGCUCCUUAUUGUUGCGAAAUUCGCCGACGCUGCCUUCCUCAUCGCCGCUAGCGCGCACUUAAGCACACGCUUCCAGACAGCAGACGUGGUACGUCUCAUGCUGGAGCAAGCCAAGAGCCCAUGCGCGCUGGAACAGGCUGCGCGACUAGUGCGCGACCUUCAGCUCCAGCAGAACGACGCGCUGGUCACGCUACUCAUUAACGAGAUGGUUCGAGGGCAACAGUUCAGCGCUGCCACACGUCUAGCACAGGAGAUGGUGCCAGGCUUCGAGACGCUCUCCGCCGCUGCAGACAGACCGUGCUGGACGCCACCUGCUCUCAUCCAAGCUAUGAUCCGCGCGGGUAAAUUCCGUGCGGCGCUUAAGUUUUCCAAGCAAUUCGGCCUACUGGACACCUUCCCGGCCUCACAGUUAGUACGUGGCAUGCUGGAGACCAGAAGCUACGAGGAAGCCAUCUCCAGCGUCAUGGAGAUGCAGCUGUUCAAGGAUUUCCCCCUUGAAGCUCUUGCGGUAGAGAUGAUGAAGCAGCGACAAUGGGCUCAGGCUGUUAAAUGCAUGAACAAACUAUCGGAUAAAGACGACACGCGAGCCAAGUUUUACGAAGCGUUGGUGCGCGAGACUGCACAUGUUGGAGACUUUGUGACCUCAUUGCGUUAUCUGCGCGAGUUUAAACUGGAUCAGGGCAAUGGAGACGCGACAUUAAGCUUGCUGAGAUACCUGGUGGACGCUAUGGUCGCACACAACGAGUUCUACAAGGCCAUCAAGUACGCGAUCAAGUUCAACUUGGCCAAGAACCCGCUGGACGAUGCAGUUGCAGCUGCUGAAGCUGCACUUGCUGCUGCGAAUGGAGAGGAGGCUCCCUUGAAAGAAGAAGACAAUACCGAGUAUCUACCGCAGUAUAAUGUGGAGCUUUUGAUUCGCAAGGCUAUUGGAGGAGGACAGUUCCAUGUGGCGACCACAUACAUUAAGAGAAUGCGUCUUCGAGAAAAGUUUGUGGAUGAGCUUGUGGCGAUUGAGAAGGCGCAACAGAAUCGACUAUUCGAGUUCCGACAGUACGCACAGCUGCGACUGGCACAAUUCCAAGAUCCUUCCGUCCAAAAGAGUCUUAACACUCUGCUGGGUGACCAAGCGGAGGAUCAAAUGGUUGAACUCGAACCAGUGGAGGUGGAAAUCGUCCUCUCAGAGGAAGUGGAGGUCUAUUCGCGUAAGAAGAAAGCACAGCAAGUCGAUGAAGAUGCGAAUGAGACCAAAGAAAGCGAAGAGACAGAGGAGACGACUCCAACUUCAGAAGACAAACCUGUCGAGGAACAGCAGCAGCCGUCUGUGUCUGCUGAGACUGCAAGUCAGUCUCGCUUCGGCUUUGCUCGGGCUGCGUCAUCAGCACAGCCGCCACCCCCGAAUGUUCCUGACUCUGCAGAGGAAGUAUCUGUCGAGGAUAGCCAGUCUCGCAGUCAGUCGGCGCCGCCCAGUAGAUCUGCACCUCCUCCUGGCUUGUCCAGACCUUCCGAUGGGGAAUCGACUCAAGCCACCACGCAAGAGAGCGCUGGCAGCUUUAAUUUUUCCAAUUUUGCGAAGUCUGUACAAGUCAGCGGUCCGCCUCCACCUCCCAACUCUGCUCCGUCGUCGCAGCCACUUCAGCAGCCUCCACAGCCUCCUCAUCCGCCACAACAGCAACCAUUUUUGAACCAACAGCAGAGCCAAGCGAUGUUCGCUCGUCCGAUGGCCCCGAUGCCGAACAAUCAGUUUGCGGGUGGUCCGCCGGGAUAUCCCAUGCCUCCGAUGAUGCCGCAGCAAAACCCCAUGUACUUCCCGCGAGGAAACAUGCCGCCUGGAGCGAUGCAGCCACCCGGAUACCCACAGCCUCCACCCCCUCCACCCGCGUCAAACAAUGGUGGAGGUGCGUUCGAUGUCGCAUCGCUCGCCAUGCAGUUCCACAGCAAUGGUUCGUCUGGUUUUGGUGGCUUUGGCGGGCCACGUCCUCCCAUGAGCUACCCUGGAGCCCCACCGAAUGGCCAGCAACUCUUCCCAGGAAUGCCGUCAUUCGGUGUCCCUCCGCCACCGCCGCAAUCCACCUUCAAGCCCAGUAUGUCGUACACCUCGGUCACUACGACACGCCAGAAGAAGUAA